Molecule: messenger RNA, 3362 nt
Organism: Anopheles aquasalis
Lineage: Eukaryota; Metazoa; Arthropoda; Insecta; Diptera; Culicidae
Product: trifunctional nucleotide phosphoesterase protein YfkN
Biological process (GO): nucleotide catabolic process
Molecular function (GO): hydrolase activity
Source: RefSeq, a predicted model, not a curated record
AAGAGAAUCGUUCGCACGCGGGUCUUUCUGUGUCUGGCUGCUCGUGCUGCUCGUUCUCGUGCUAGUAUUCCCGUUCCCGGUAUUACCACCAGGGCAGCAUGCCUGCCGUGCAGCAGCAGCAGCAGCUAGUUGUCCCAGUCCCAGUUGCCGUCGCAAACGGUCGUGAGUGAGCGUUGUGCGUGCGUGCGGUCGUGUGGAGGAAAUUCCUGACCACCACAGGACCACCGACCAACCUACCUUACCCGUUGAAACCGUGUACCGUGUGGCCGUGCUGUGCAAAGAGACACACGCAUAAACACACACAAAGUUGUUGGAAUUUGCUUGUUGGCGGCUGAAGCAUGGCUGGCUUCGCAACAUCAUCCCAGCAGGCCGCGCAACAACAACAGCAUCAGCAGCACCAGCUGCAUCAGCAACAACAGCAGCAACAGCAUCAGGUGCGCUCCAAGUGGGGCGAUCUAGUGGAUGGUGGUUCCGGAAAUCCCCUCGAAACGGCAACGGAAGUGUCGCAGGGCCUGAAACAUGUGGUCGGCUGGCUCAAACAGGCAUCGGUAGAGGUCCGAGAAGCGGGCAAACGGGCGGUCUCGCAGCUUCAGAGCAACACACCGAACCUGCUGCACCUGCACACCACCACGCUCAUCCGGCACCAUCACGUGCAUGAUCGGGAUACCGUCGGUGGAGUGGGAACCAGUAGCAGCACUAGAGGAGGUAGCAGCGGCAGCAGUAACACCAUGGCAACCGGCGAGGAUCAACUGACGCUGAUCCACUAUAACGAUGUGUACAACAUCGAUGCCAACAGCAAAACGGAACCGAUCGGUGGAGCGGCUCGGUUCUGCACCGCGGUCAAAUCGUUCGCCUCCCUCAACCCGCUCGUGCUGUUCAGCGGUGACGCGUUCUCGCCGAGCAUGCUCAGCACUUUCACCAAGGGCGAACAGAUGGUACCGGUACUGAACGCAAUUGGGACGCACUGUGCCGUGUUUGGGAAUCAUGAUUUCGAUCACGGAUUGGACAUACUGACGGAUUGGGUAGAGAAAACGAAUUUUCCCUGGUUGAUGUCUAACGUGGUCGACAAUGAAACUGGCCGGCCACUCGGUGGAGGCAAGAUUACCCACAUUUUGCACCACGGUAACGUGAAGGUGGGCCUGAUCGGGCUGGUAGAGAAGGAGUGGCUCGAUACGCUACCGACGAUCGAUCCGAACGAGGUGACGUACAUUGACUUCAUUAAAGCCGGCAACCAGCUGGCCGAUGAGCUACACAAUCAGGGUUGUGAUGUGAUUAUAGCUUUAACGCAUAUGCGGACACCGAACGAUAUUGAGCUGGCGAAGCACAGCGGCCACAUUGAUCUCAUCCUAGGCGGGCAUGAUCACGUGUACGAGAUAUUAAACAUUGAAGAUACUCACGUCAUCAAGUCGGGUACGGACUUUCGGCAGUUCUCGAAGAUUGGCGUUUGUUUGGCGCGCAACGAGAACGGCAAGCUCAACAUCAACGUGGAGAAGGUGGACAUUCAUUCGGGCAAGUACAGCGAAGAUGCGGCGCUGAAGGAGGAGCUGCGCAAGUACUCGGAAACGAUCGAGUCGAAGAUGGACGAGGUGCUGGGUACGUUCGCGGUGGAGUUGGACGGUCGCUUCUCGGCGAUCCGUACCUCCGAGACGAACCUCGGUAACUGGAUCUGCGAUGUGGCGCUCGCAGCGACCGGCGCUGACUGUGUGAUGAUCAACUCCGGCACGUUCCGAUCGGAUCAGAUCCAUCCGGCUGGUCCGUUCACGAUGCGUGAUCUGGUGAACAUCAUUCCGAUGCAGGAUCCACUGAUUGUGCUCGAGGUGACGGGCAAUACGUUGCACGAGGCGCUCGAGAACUCGGUCUCCACCUAUCCGAAGCUCGAAGGUCGGUUCCCGCAGAUUGCCGGUAUGUCGUUUGCGUUCGAUCCGUCGAAACCACCGGGCAGGAGAGUGGAACCGAAGCUAGUGCGCGUCGGUGACGAGUGGUUGAACCUGGAGCAGAAGUAUACGCUGUGCAUCAAGAGCUACAUCUAUGGUGGGUGCGAUGGGUACACGAUGUUCAAGGGUUGCCGGGUGCUGAUGGAUGACGAUGCGGCGCCGGAGCUCGGGCUAGCGAUCCAGAACCACUUCAAGGCGAUCGAUGUGCGGAUGGGCAAGGCACACCAUACGAAGCACCGCCAAUCGCUGGUUACGCUGUCGCGCCGGCACAGCAUGGUGCAGAUGCUGGAGAACCUCGAGCUCGACGGUCCGACACCGAUCCGCCGCAAGUCUUCCGUGACGCCACCGAAGAUGGAGCACAUUAGCAACAAUCGGGGAAAGCUUCUCCGGCGUGCUUCGUUGGAUGAUUUGGAGCAGAACAGCUGCCAGCUGGCGCCUGCCAUCCAGCAUCGUAUUAUCGUGGUGCAGAAUGAGGAUCACAUCCGUGAGAUGGUUCUGCGCCGGGAAACGAUCGAGAAGAACUCCGUCAUCAAGGAAACGGAUGAACUAACGCCAUAAGAAGGGCGGUUGAUGCCCUGGUGUGUGUAUAUAGCGAUGCCGGUCCGAUUAUUUCCCCAGCACGCGCACGAUGUCCCGAUGCCCGUCGUCCACCGUCGACGUGGAUUGAUCGAAUUAGUUAACACAUCUAUGUAACAGGGAUGCUGUAACCCUGCUGUUUGUUGUGCUUUGAAACCUGCUGCCUGCCGACGACAGAGAUUUUGUAAUGUUAAGGAGUUUUUGAGUUUGGUUUCGUUUUUUUUUUCUUCAAAAAGCUCGUUUCCGUUUUCCGUUUAAUUUUACAUGAUGUUCCCUCAACCAAACCAGAUGCAAAGACUAGAAGAUAAGAGUUGAUAUUAGAGGCGCAAUAGUGCUCUAGUGAGCAGUAUCGAAUCCGUCUUGAUCCGUGGGUGGAGCCAACAGACUAUAAAGGUUAACAACACACCGAGAGGCAUUGAUAUACUUCAGCAGUCAGCCAGGUGCGGACGAUAGCUUUAAACUGUGUUUAAUGUUGAAUUUAUGUUGGUUUUAACUCUGAAGCGCUGCCUGGCAGCACGAAGGAGGGAGGAAGAGGAAUGGAAUGUGUAAAGGAUGAGGAUGGGUGGUGCAGCACCUGUUGAUGCUUCAGCUGUUGGCGAUUAGGUAGUUAACAAAAGGAUCCUGUAGUUUUGCGUUCUGUUACGUUCUGUUGAACCAAGCUGUUAGACUGUGUACGCUCGCCACGCAACAGCGUGAAAGGCAGCUGCGCUAGAUUUAGGGACGCCCUGCCCCUCCCGGGUUAUCGAGGGAGGAGCGGUGUCGUCGAUAACUGUUUGAUGGCAGAUACAUAUACUCUAUAGGCGAGAAGCGAUAUUUUAACGAUGCACUAUACAUUUACGCCAACCACAAGCA